ACAACAACGUGUCACUUUCUAAACUCAGUCCAUUUGCUAUCAAAAAAUGCAUUGAAGCCGUUUCAACUGAAGUCGACUCCAUAUCCCAACUCCGCGACGGCAAUCUUCUUGUGCUAACGCGCAACCCGCAAGUCGCAGAGAAAUUCUUGAAAAUAAAAACCUUUUCUAACCUAUGUCUAGUAAACGUCAAACUUCAUGAUACCUUAAACUCCGUAAAAGGUGUUAUUUAUGCCCCUUGCUUAAAGCACGUGGACGAAGAGGAAAUAAUCAAUGAAAUGAAAGACCAACACGUCACAGGCGUCUACAAAUUUUCUAAGAUAAUAAAAGGCGAACGAACAAUUACUGGCCAAAUGGUCCUCACUUUCGAUCUAUACCGUCUCCCUGAGACAGUCGACGUUGCUUGGUAUAAGGUUAAGGUGCAACCCUACAUCCCCAGCCCAAUGAGAUGUAAAAGAUGCCAAAAAUUGGGGCAUACCAUCAAACGUUGUGAACGCAACCCGAUGUGCUUCAUCUGCAACCUUCCUCCACACGACCCAGAAGAUUGCACUAGAAUCCAAUGCGCUAACUGUGAGGAAGAACAUCCUUCCUCUGAUAAGAACUGCAGUAAGUUUAAAGAGGCCAAAGAAAUUCUGAAAAUCCAAACCUUGGAAAAAUGCAGUGUGGGCGAAGCGCGACGAAAAUACAAAAGCACUGUACGCCUCCCCCCACUUCGCGGCCCUUAUUCAGACAUAGUCAGGGAAAAUGAAACUAAUCCUUCUUCAAAUGCAGUAUCGAAAGAUACCGCCACAACAUCACCACAAAACCAAAAUUCCAAUAAUCUAGAGUCAUCCAUCAUAACAGAAGCAACCACAUUAGUAGUACCUCAAAACCAACAAAAAGAACAACCAUCUAAAGAACAACCACUUAAACAACAACAACCAACAACCUCAAACAACGCCAACUCUAGCCUGGCAUCAGAAAAUCCAAAUCCAGUUGCGCUACCUAGCUCAACUAGUCAAACCAUCCAAACAACAAUGUCACCAAUAUCUCUUUUUACCCAAAACCUCCUAAAAAACAAUGAUUAUUUUAUAAAAAGCGUCGAAAAUCUCGACAAUCCUACAAAUCUCUCUGCAGACGACCUUCAGCAUUAA
Messenger RNA from Rhagoletis pomonella (apple maggot), 1130 nucleotides. RefSeq lists its product as uncharacterized. Gene Ontology annotation, molecular function: nucleic acid binding; zinc ion binding. Lineage: Eukaryota; Metazoa; Arthropoda; Insecta; Diptera; Tephritidae. The record is from RefSeq and is a predicted model, not a curated record. The annotation marks the transcript as partial. The transcript has a single exon.